AUGCGGGAGCACGGCGGAGCUGAUGGUGACACGGUCUGCAAUUUCAGUUCCUCUCCGUCAUACACGAUCUCGGUCAGGUAUUGUCAAGGAGAAGCAAUAUACAGAUGGUACAAUCAGCUAGACGUUCAGAACGCGUUUCUUCAUGGUGUUCUUGAGGAAGAAGUGUUCAUGAGGCAGCCACCAGGAUAUGAAAACAAAAACACACCAAACUAUGUCUGUAAGUUGGACAAGGCAUUGUAUGGGUUAAAACAGGCCCCAAGAGCCUGGUAUUCGAGGUUAAGUACACAGUUGCAAAAGCUUGGGUUUACACCAUCAAAGGCAGAUACCUCAUUAUUUUUUUAUCAUAAGAACAAUAUUACUAUAUUUGUUCUUGUUUACAUUGAUGAUAUAAUCGUUGCCAGUUCCAGCUCAGAUGCUACAGCUUGUCUGCUUAAGGAUUUGAAGUUGGAGUUUGCUCUCAAAGAUUUGGGAGAUCUACAUUACUUUCUUGGAAUUGAGGUCAAGAAGGUAAAUGAUGGCAUACUUCUUACACAAGAGAAAUAUACCAUGGACAUUCUCAGAAGGGUAGGUAUGGAAAAAUGUAAGCCGGUCAGUACACCUAUCUCUACUUCAGAAAAGCUUACUGUUGAAAGUGGAGAAGCACUUGGGCCAGAUGAUGCAACAAAUUACAGAAGUGUUGUAGGUGCAUUACAAUACUUGACUCUUACACGUCCUGAUAUUUCAUAUUCUGUUAACAAAGUAUGUCAAUAUUUGCAUGCUCCUACUAUUGUUCAUUGGACAACAGUCAAAAGGAUUUUGAGGUAUCUCAAGUUCACAGAGGGACUUGGUCUCCAGAUUGUCAAGUCUUCUUCUAUGCUUGUGUCAGCUUACUCUGAUGCAGAUUGGGCAGGGUGUGCUGAUGAUAGAAGGUCAACAGAUGGCUUUGCUGUGUUUCUGGGAACAAACCUUGUGUCAUGGAGUGCAAGAAAACAGGCAACAGUCUCACGUUCAAGCACUGAGGCUGAGUAUAAAGCUUUAGCUAAUGCAACAGCUGAAGUAAUGUGGAUUCAGACAUUGUUACAUGAACUUGGAAUUAAAGUUCCACAGGCUGCAAGAUUAUGGUGUGAUAACAUUGGUGCAACCUAUCUUUCAGCUAAUCCUGUUUUUCAUGCACGGACAAAGCAUAUUGAAGUUGAUUUUCACUUUGUCAGAGAAAGAGUGGCACGAAAAUUGCUUGAUAUAAGGUUUAUUCCAACAGGUGAUCAACUUGCUGAUGGAUUCACAAAACCUUUGACAAUGCGGAGGUUAGAUGAUUUCAAGUACAAUCUUAACCUUGGCAAGUAG
This is a messenger RNA of Triticum dicoccoides, 1323 nucleotides long. RefSeq lists its product as uncharacterized. The transcript is spliced from 3 exons. The record is from RefSeq and is a predicted model, not a curated record. The coding region runs from base 1 to 1323 and encodes 440 amino acids. Lineage: Eukaryota; Viridiplantae; Streptophyta; Magnoliopsida; Poales; Poaceae.